AUGCAUUUUAAAAAGUAUACUCUUUUAUUAUUGAACAGAGGCUUUUAUCAACUCCCAAAAGCGACACUUAGAAUAAGAGGCUUUAACUCCUUCGUUAUGGCAGCAAGAAAUAUGAAGAAUUCCAACAAUUGCUCCGGACGUUUAAUGGAGCAAGAAGGAAAGCAAAGUAGAGGUUUCGGUAGAGUUGCAACCUCUAAGGUUUUUGUUGUAUUCGUCAUUUCUCUAGUCUGCUUCUUUUUCAAGAACACCCUCAUCGUCGAAAAUGAAAAGGAAGUUAAUGUAUUGCAAGUGCACAAUCCUCUUUCAAGAAAGUUGGGUGAGUCUUCCUUGAGAGGCUCAAUGAACGAUGAUUCCGCAGACUCUUCUGCCUCUGAGAAAAAGCAGAAGAGAUACUUCCAAAAAAAAUACGAAAAUUAUGAUAAAGUUGUACAGGAGUUAAAUGAAAAAUUCAAGAACGAGAACGAAAGGAACGAAUCCGAAAACGACGAAUGA
Molecule: messenger RNA, 492 nt
Organism: Plasmodium inui San Antonio 1
Lineage: Eukaryota; Apicomplexa; Aconoidasida; Haemosporida; Plasmodiidae
Exons: 2
Coding region: 1-492 (163 amino acids)
Source: RefSeq, a predicted model, not a curated record